AUGGAUCGUGGUCUGACCGGAGAGCUAUCCCCAUGUGCAUUGCAAUGUCUGCAGAAGACUGUCCCGGAAGUGUCCUGCACACUCAAUGACAUUGCUUGCCAAUGCGCGAAUGAAGGCCUCCUUAAACUUCUGUCACGCUGCAUGGUUACGAACUGUACUAUGCUCGAGUCACUUGAGCUGGUCAAACUCGAGGCGGUACAAUGCAGCCUACCCCGGAAUAACCACCACCAGCUCGUCGUGGGGUUUGCAAUUGCAACGCCAGUUGUGACUUUCACGAUGUUAUUCUUGCGGGUUAUAUCUAGGUUAUGGAUCAUCCACGGACUGUGGUGGGAUGACUGCAUGCACAUCAUUGCGGGUGUAAGUUUGCUCCUUGGUACCAGUUCCCAGGUUCUUUGGCACGAGCUUAAGACUGACCCUGGCGGCUCAUUAUUGAAGGGAUUUGCAAUACCUUUAACCGUUUUUGCGAACCUCUGCUCCGAUAAUGGCUUUGGAUACCAUCUCUAUGACAUCGACGUCAGGUCAUCCUCGCAAAUAUCGCACCUGAUUUUCUGGUGGUAUCUUUGUAUGAUAUUAUGGCCUUGUACGAUCUUUUUCAUUAAGUUGUCUAUCCUCUUUCUUUAUCUCCGUAUCUUUCCGCACCGCACUUUCAAGGUGAUGGUUUACAUCUCCAUGGGCAUCUUAACUUUGUCUUUUCUGGUCCUUAUGCCAAUGGCCAUUUGGCAAUGCAACCCGAUUCAUGCCGUCUGGGACUUCGACAUCAAAAAUGCACAUUGUUUGAGUAUAUCCAAUAUCGCGUACGCCAAUGCUGCCGUCAAUAUCGCAACGGAAAUAAUGAUAUUCAUUCUCCCCCUGCCCGUGCUCCGGACACUGCAUGUCCCCAGCAAAAAGAAGAUGGCACUCUGCAGUAUAUUUGGCAUUGGUGUAAUUGUCAUUGCGAUCGCCACGGCACGCCUGGGCACGCUCUCCAGUGUGGGAACGUAUAAUGACCCCACUUACUCUCAAGUUCCUGUUUACGUCCUCAGCUGCGCCGAGACAGGGAUGGCUCAUAUCUGCGCAGCUGCGCCGGCGUUGUACAAAUCUGUUGUCGAGACCAAGCGUAAUGCAUUUCCAACAACCGAGCCCGCUCCUGUCGCUUUCGCGCAGAGGCUUUCGGAGACAAGCUCUCCACCGGGGUCAAGUCAACAAGCAAAGAACAAAAUUUACCAUUCGUCGAUGAACCUGUCGGACCUGGCGAUUAUGGGCCGUGCUUGGACACAGGAUCAGGAUAUCGAAUACACUCCGUCGUCUCCUGCUCACCCGGACGUCUCGCCAUGUAUUGACGCUCACCACGCCGACCCAGAGUCUGCCUAUGGGCUAAAGUAA
Molecule: messenger RNA, 1362 nt
Organism: Aspergillus alliaceus
Lineage: Eukaryota; Fungi; Ascomycota; Eurotiomycetes; Eurotiales; Aspergillaceae
Product: CFEM domain-containing protein
Exons: 6
Coding region: 1-1362 (453 amino acids)
Source: RefSeq, a predicted model, not a curated record